AUGGGCGGGGUGGACGAUUGGGGAUCGAUUGUGGAUAUGCCCAUGCCUGCUGCCCCGCCGAUGGAUGUCUUUCCGGAAGAGCCUCUUCCUGCGCGUAGUCAGUCGGCCAGAUCAAUAGCGCAAAAGACUGCCCGUGCCCAAGCUACCGACCGUCAGAACGCCCGAUCCUCUCUUGAACAGGAACAGGAAAAGCCAGUCAUCCAGACGCGCUAUGAAUAUCCCGAGCUUGCUCCUGACGGGUUCCCCCAAGAUGGGUUCACCAGGUUUGACUGGCGCGAUCGUGCCAUGAGCCAACAGGAACGCAGUGAGCGUCGAAGCGGACGUUGGCUCUAUCCUUCACGGCCUUUUCGCGUUCAGCAAAAGCUGCCAAAGCUGGCUAAAGAUCACCCGCUCUAUCCAGCUAUGGAACGGUACGAGGACAACUUUGUACCGCUUCUAACAGCAGAGAUGGAAGAGGAGAUGAGAAUGUUUGACGCGCGGUUGAAAGAGUGGACUAUCCAGCGACUGGUCGGAUCGGGCUAUGCGCUCGAGAAUACGCUGGCCACUUUUGCGUGGGAAACAAAGCAAGGCGGGGCGGUCUAUAAAUUCGCAAAGAAGCGAGAGGCCAUCAUGGCUCCUCGAUUCGGUACCGGGACGUACGUCUUGUUAUCACGGACAGACCCCAAUGUGGAUCCUCUGGUCAAUGACCAAAAUCAACCUAUCGUCGCUACGGUACGAUCUGUUGGUAACGGAAACCUCUUUAUCGCAUUCGACAAGCCGAUACCUGACCUUACCAAGGGGCAGUGGCGAUUGGACGUUGGUUAUUCCGAUUUCGUGUUCCAGAGACAAUUCGAUGCCAUCAAAGCCUUGUCUUAUGAUCCCCUGGAACAAGACAUGGCAGAAUUCUUGGACGAGCGCGACGCCACACCCGGAGAAGAGUUGAGCAAAAGGCGAGAAAGGCGAGAGCAGGGCUUUCUGCAGGGCACUGCUCUGCGUGAACCACUGUUCAGAUCCUUCCUCCAGGCUUCACAAGGACCCGAGUUGGCAUCUGAUGGUAUCGUACAAGACCAACACGAACUUGCUCCUACCGACCUACCCACGAACCCCAACCCACAGCUCACCGACCUCGCCCCUGGAAUCGUCAAACCAAGUCAGCUCAUGCGAAAUGACUUGCUGAAGAGCUGGGCGGAGAGGCACCGGUCAGAGAAGGAGGUGCCGCAGGAGGUUGAAGGGGAUCCACAUGUCCCCCUCAAUCGAACACAGUUGAGGGCGAUAGGGAUGAUGUUGAGUCAGAGCUUGAGUCUUGUUCAAGGACCCCCUGGAACCGGCAAGACUCGAGUGAUCGUAGAGACCAUCAAGCUACUCAAGCAACACUUUCAAGUACCCCACCCCAUCCUCGUCUGCGCCCACACCAACGUCGCUGUCGACAAUCUCCUCACUGGUCUCGACAAAGCUGGUCUGCGAGUAGUUCGCGUCGGGACGGAGGAUAGAGUACCAGGGGAUAUGAAGCAUACCACGCUCGAGGCGAGGCUGGAGGAACACCCGAUGUGGGAUGUCUUGAAUCGGCUGGAGGAUCAGAAGAUGGCAGUGUGGGCGGAGAGAAAGUCGGCAGCCGAUGCUCAGAGGUUAAGGGGAGAGCCUGUCAAGGAGGGAAUGGGUAGAGACACUCUCAAAGCUCUGAACCAGAAAAUAUGGGGGUACAGAAGAGACAUGACCAACGAAACCCUCUUGGAUGCGGAUGUGAUCUGCACCACCUGUCUCUCGGCCGCCACCAGAAAGCUUCAAUGCAUCGACUUUCCUAUCGUCUUUUUGGACGAGGCUAGUAUGGCCACAGAGCCGCUUUCUCUGAUCCCACUGAUGAAAGGGUCAAGCCAUGUGUCUAUCAUCGGUGACCACAAGCAAUUACCACCAGUCAUCAACUCGGAAGACGCUCACUCUGGUGGCCUGUCUACCAGUCUUUUCGAGCGACUGAUCCACGAAGGCCAUGUACCAUCAAUCAUGCUCGAUACCCAGUAUCGGAUGCACCCAGCCCUCUCCGCAUUCCCCUCCAAAACGUUCUACUCUUCUCUUCUCCAAGACGGCACCCCGGCAGCUGCCCGCCCUGCUCCCAAGACUGCCUUCCUACUCGCUGACGACCCUGUGGCCGAUCCAUCCACAGGUGAGAUGAGGGAGGUGGGUGAACGGAAGAGCAUGACGUUUUUGAGUCAUGAACACCAGGAGAGCGCUGUCAUGAAGAGCUUGGCAAAUUAUGGGGACGCGGAAUUGGUGGUGGAUAUUGUUGCAGACUUGUUGCACAAGAAUCCGGAAAUGAAAGUGUCGGAUAUCGGUAUCAUCACCCCAUACCUUGGACAGAUCAAAGUCUUGCAGUCAUCCCUUUACGCUUCGGAGACGCGAGAAAAGUUGAUCGAGCUUCUUGGUGAAGCUCGUACCGACGAGCUGGGAGACAUCGAAAUCAAGACUGUUGAUGGCUUUGAAGGGCGGGAGAAGGAGGUUAUCAUAUUCAGUACAGUGAGGUGCAACUCUGGGGGGUAUAUCGGGUUCUUGGGAGACUGGAGGCGGGUGAAUGUGGGACUGACCAGGGCCAGAAGAGCAUUGAUCAUGCUGGGUAACAAACGGACAUUGUCAACUGCUAAGAUGGGCGCCCGAAGCAACGACAGUCUGCCGCAAGGUGGUUCCAAAGUGUGGAAGGACUUUAUGGCGUAUCUGGAGGAAGAGGGGAUGAUUAUCGAUGUAGAGGAAUAG
This is a messenger RNA of Cryptococcus amylolentus CBS 6039, 2721 nucleotides long. RefSeq lists its product as hypothetical. Bases 1 to 2721 code for a protein of 906 amino acids. The record is from RefSeq and is a predicted model, not a curated record. The transcript has 10 exons. Gene Ontology annotation, molecular function: 5'-3' DNA helicase activity. NCBI's taxonomy places the organism in Eukaryota, Fungi, Basidiomycota, Tremellomycetes, Tremellales, Cryptococcaceae.